Molecule: messenger RNA, 2451 nt
Organism: Tinamus guttatus (white-throated tinamou)
Lineage: Eukaryota; Metazoa; Chordata; Aves; Tinamiformes; Tinamidae
Source: RefSeq, a predicted model, not a curated record
AGAACGAAUUGACAGCGUCAGCAUGGAUGACUACACGCCUACAGAUCAGGACCUAUUACGAUGCAGAGUUUUGACAUCAGGGAUAUUUGAAACAAGAUUUCAAGUAGAUAAAGUAAAUUUCCACAUGUUUGAUGUAGGUGGCCAGAGAGAUGAGAGGAGAAAAUGGAUCCAAUGCUUUAAUGAUGUCACGGCUAUAAUCUUCGUUGUGGCUUGCAGCAGCUACAACAUGGUAAUAAGGGAAGACAAUAACACAAACAGACUACGAGAAUCCCUGGACCUUUUCAAAAGUAUCUGGAAUAACAGGUGGUUACGGACCAUUUCUAUCAUUUUGUUCCUGAAUAAACAAGACAUGCUAGCUGAAAAAGUCUUGGCAGGGAAAUCAAAAAUUGAAGAUUACUUUCCUGAAUAUGCGCAUUAUACUGUACCUGAGGAUGCAACACCCGAUGCAGGAGAAGACCCCAAAGUCACAAGAGCCAAGUUCUUCAUCCGGGAUGAGUUUUUACGGAUAAGCACGGCGAGCGGCGACGGCCGGCACUACUGCUACCCGCACUUCACCUGCGCGGUGGACACGGAAAACAUCCGCAGGGUGUUCAACGACUGCCGGGACAUCAUCCAGCGAAUGCACCUGCGCCAGUACGAACUCUUGUGAGGGGGCUCACCGUGGAACCUGUGGUUUUAAAUUCUUUGCUCCUUUCUCUUGAUGCUAGCCCACACAGGGUGGAAGAAUAUACUAUAGAAAUGUCAGUCUCCUCACUUUGUUUACUUUAAUUAUUUAACCUUAAAGCUGAUUCGAAGCAAGUCUGGGUUCCUUUCCUUCAUGCUUUCUGGGACUGUUUUUGUGCUUUAUUUUGACAUGCCACUUCUUCGUCAUUCCACUAAGCCCUUUGGCUACCUCUGUUCCCUUAGGUUUUGUUUUUUAACUGAACAUAACCCGCUAAAUUUUUUCCAGCGGGUUGAUGCAGGUUCAAACUGGUAUGUCAGCCGGAUGACACUAAGGUCGUUCCUAUCCCUCUGUGUGGGUUUCCUUUUUAACAUGACAUUGAAGAGUACUUGAUGGGUGAAAAAGAUUAAUGCACUUUGUAUCAGGUUAUUAAAUACUGUUGAGGAAGUAGACACACAAUGUAGCAGCACCACAAUAUUUAUUACUCUGACACAGUUUUUAGCAUUUCUGAGUUGCAGGUCAACUGAUAAAGUGACCUCCUCUUUUACGCCGUUACUGGCACAGGAAGUAGAGUAGAAGACGAGAGGAACAGUGAAGACAAAGCAAUUUCUCUGGGGUUUUGGAGCUCAGUGUCUCUGCACACCUCAGGCAUUUGAAUUACAGCUACUUUUCAGCCUGUUGCAUCUAGGCAGAAAACUUACCACCCUCACUUGCGUUAUUUGUGCUGUCCACAAAUGAUCCUUUUAGUUCAGAUCAUUCUUGGACAACGGUCCUCUCCCUAUAUAUAUUUUUUUGUUUUACUGCUGGUUUAUUAUAUUGUACAGACUGUAAAAUGUAAUAUUAUUUUGUACAACUUUAUUGAAGAAAAAUACUUGUAGAAGAUCUUUGUGCCUUGAUUAUGGCUGUACCUGUAAAAUGAGCUAAGAUGUAAGUAUGUUUUUGAUUGCGCUGUACAGCUUGAUGUCAACCUUACCUGCAGCAGUGACUGAAGGUAAGAACUUUAUCUGUAGAGUUUAGGGUUUUUUUUCUGGUUUAUAUAAAGAUGCUCUUUAGUAUAAAAAUUAUAAAUUAUGCAAAUUAACCACUUACCUUUCCAAGUAAGGUAUUACGGUCACCGGAUGUUGCAGCAAACAUGCCUUUCUCUUUUGAAGUCUCAGCUUUAAAACAUUGGAAUUCAUUCAAGUGUCCAAAUUGCAACCUGGUGUUGUUUUAAUGGGAACCAAGGAUCCUUUUUCUUUUUUUUUUUCUCCUUUAUAUUUAGAAAAAUAUGUUUGGUAAUUCUUUGGUCAUUCAUAGAACUUCACAAUUGCAGAGACCGAUUGUGAAUGUAAAGCACCAUUAUAUAGAGCUCUUCAAUCUUUGUACCAACAGCGGCUUUCAUUGUGCAAGUAAAUAGCAAGAAAGAAGAAAAACAAAAAAAAAGAAAAAAAAAAGGUGUAUAAACCCUUGUGUCUGGCCUAAGAGAAUUACAAGAUGACAUUUUUAUUUCUCUUUUAAUAAAGAGACACAUUAGAAAAUUGUUUUAUUUUAAAUAUUGUAGAAUCAAAAUGUGUGAAUAUUUCUCAAACUUGAAUAAUUUAUGCAAAUGACAUUCUCAAAACAAGUUGUGGUACAGUACAAUAUAUAAAAAGCAAGAAUUGCUGUAGCAAUAAGGCAUGUCCUUUUUAGUAACUAUAACACUGCUUUAUAUUUUAUACAUAGGUGUUUUAUGUCUGUGACUAUAUACUUUUCCUGUGUCCAAGAUAACCUGUACAAACGUCUAAAAUUACAGUUGCAAUAACAGAAACCUA